This is a messenger RNA of Scylla paramamosain (green mud crab), 6405 nucleotides long. Its product is annotated as Krueppel-like factor 2. NCBI's taxonomy places the organism in Eukaryota, Metazoa, Arthropoda, Malacostraca, Decapoda, Portunidae. The coding region runs from base 1099 to 2460 and encodes 453 amino acids. The record is from RefSeq and is a predicted model, not a curated record. Gene Ontology annotation, biological process: regulation of transcription by RNA polymerase II. Gene Ontology annotation, molecular function: DNA-binding transcription factor activity, RNA polymerase II-specific; RNA polymerase II cis-regulatory region sequence-specific DNA binding. The transcript is spliced from 4 exons.
UCUGUGCUCUUCCAAACACUGGCUGGUGAGAACGACACAUUUUAUCACCUCUCCCUUGCUCUUCCUUCAGUGUGGGGGGCAUAGAGGCGAGGGCAGUCUGGUCUCGCUGCCCCGGCCACUUCAAAACUAAGAUAAUGUUUGCAUAAAGAGUCGGCACUUCUCUCCAGCCUUUCAGAUUGAAGAGAAACCUUGUAGGAGGCUGCUAGCAUUUUCAAGGUUACAAGCGAAACACAAGGCAAAACAAGACUAGAGGUGCGAAGUACGACACCCUGGCGCCGAUGUACGAUGGCACGACACACCUGGCUGCUAUAUAACACCCGCCCUCAAGCCCCCGAGCUCAGUGCAGUGAAGGCUUUAGUAGGGGAUGUCAUGUACCUGUUCUUCACAAACUUAUGAGAGAAAGACGCGCUGAUCUCAUUGGUUUCUUUAUCUGUUCUGUUUCCUCUGGUGUUUUUCUUUUUUGUUGAUUCCUUUGCUUGUUUUCCCUUGUUUUCUUCAGUAAAUUUCUUCUUUUUUUGGCUUUUCUUAACAUUUUCUAUAUUUUUUUUGUAUUUUGUUUCUUUUUCAGUGUCUUUAUUUUUUUCUUCUUCUUUUAUGUACAGUUUCUUAUUUUCCUUCGUUUUAUUUCCUUUUGUCGUCUUUCUUUUCUUUCUCCUUUUCCUUAUUUACCUCCUUCCUUCUUCUCCUCCUUCUCUUUACUCUGAAAUUCUUAUUUGAUUUUUACUAUUUUCUUCCUACUUUCCUUCGUCCACUAAUUUGUUUCCUUCUUUCAUUCGCUUCCUUCAUUUUCCUUCAUCCCUUCUAUUCCUCUCUAUAUUAUUUUACUUUCCCCUUUUCUCUUUUUUCCUCCCUUUCUCUCUCUCUCUCUCUCUCUCUCUCCCUUUAUUGUUUCUCUUUCUUCCUCUCCUUCUUUUUAUCUCUCCCUACUUUCUUGUUUAGUAUUCUUAAUCCUCUUAUUCCUUUUCUUCCUUCUAAAAUUUACAUUUAUUUUUUAUUCUUUCAUUUUCAUCUCAUCUUCCUCUUCUUCCUCCUCCUCCUCCUCCUGCUGCUCCUCCGCCAAUGGGUUAGCAGUCCACAAGAGCACGCAGGAGCCUCACAAUGGACGCCCUACUCCCCCAGCUGGACGAGUCUUGGAUCUUCCAAGUUCCCAGUCCAAACGGUGAUCUGUUCCAAGUUACGAGUCCAAAUGGUGACAUGUUUCAAGUUUCCAGUCCAAAUGGUGACGUGGACUCCGGCUACGAUGAUGCAUCCCUCUCUCCCCUCCACUCCUCCCUCUCCCUCUCCCCCCUCCACCUACCAGAUCUCCCUCCCACCCCCCCUCCCACCGCCUCGCCGCCCUUCCCCCUCCAGCCACAGUCUCUGCCACAAGAUCUUCACCACAUUAAUCGCAUCUGCCACAGUCUUCAGUCCCAGCAGAUGCCCGACAGCUCUUCAGAAGGCCUGGACCUCUCCUCCCUGGAUCUCGUAUCCCUGGACACCCUGGAUUACCUCUUCCCUGAGCCGCCUACGCCACCCACGCCCCUGCCAGUGUCCCUGGAUGAGUCUGGAGGCGACCUUGGGGUGCUCACCUCCCUCACGCCCACCGGGGAGUGCAUGGGCGUGCCUGGGCAGCCCGCACGGCCGCCGGAGAGCCACGGGUUGGAGGCGUCACAGGUGACAGAUCAGCUCACCCUGACCCCCGCCGCCCUGCCAGCACUGGAGGCCGGCCUGCCGUCCAUGGAGGCCUGCUCCUGCCCCUGCCCGCCCUUCGGCAUCGACCUGCCCCCCGACAUGACCUGGGCGGCUCCAAGGGGCGAGGACAUGGGCGGGGGCUUGUUCUCUCAGCUACUAGAUGACGACACGGACGAGGUCCCGCCGCCACCGCCUCGCCGCCUCCUGCCCCCAGUGUUUCUACAAGGCCACGACUACACGUCAAAACUGCCCCCUCCACCCCCGCCACCGCCUCCACCAGUUCAGCGAGCCCUCCCCCCUCCACCAAGGGACGCGCCUCCACCCCCGCAGCCCCCGCCAGCGAGAGGAGAGGUGCGGGAAGAGGAGAGAGUGUUCCAGUGCACUUACGCUGGGUGUGGCAAAGUGUACGCGAAGUCCUCCCACCUCAAGGCUCACCUCAGGAGGCACACUGGGGAGAAACCCUUCGUCUGUACCUGGACUGGCUGUUCGUGGCGCUUCUCCCGAUCUGACGAGCUGGCCAGGCACCGCAGGUCACACUCGGGGGUCAAGCCUUACAGGUGCCACGUGUGUGAUAAGCGGUUCUCCAGAUCUGAUCACCUGGCCAAGCAUCAUAAGGUACAUAGGAGGGACCGCGUGUUGGCGCUGUAUGGCCCCCUCUCCUCCUCCCUCCCGCCCAGACGCUCCCGGCCGCCGCAUCCUCCCGCCCACGCCCGCCCUCCGCAGCCCCUCCCGCCCGUGGUGCACCGCGUGGAGUUCCGGGCGGCGCGUCCUAUUAGAGUGUGUCAGUAGUGGGCGUGGGCGACGGCGUGGGCGUGUCUGGCUCAUCCCUCUACGCCCAUGGUCUGAAGUGGGUGUGUUAGUGUAUGUGUGUGUGUGUCUGUGUUUCAGUUCCUUGAGUUACGAACGUUUCUGAGUGUGAUGUGCCUUCUUCCUUGAGUUACGAACGUAUACUCGAGUUAUGGAUGCUUUGUAAGUGCCUUAUUCUACGAUAUAUUUACGUAUCCUCGAGUUGCGAACACGUCUUCCGAGUUACAAACGUGUGCUCGAGUUCUGAACGCAUCCUUGAGUUAUGAAGGUGGCUUGUUCCUCAAUUUAUUCACAUGCCCUCGAGUUACGAACAUAUUCUCGAGUUGUGAACACGUCUUCCGAGUUACAAACGUGUGCUCGAGUUACGAACCUCCACUUGGUGCCUUAUUUCUUAAUGUGUGGAUAUUUCCUCGAGUUACGAACGGCUCCUUCAGAUACGAACAGUUUAGGAAUGCUUGUUUCAAUAUGGUGACGCCGUGACCUUCAUAGAAAACGUGUAGCUGUUGUCUAAUGGCUGACUUCACUAUAAUGCUCACAAUAAAUAGAUAAAUGAGAGGAAAUGUUGCUGUAAUGGUUUCUAAUUAUUUUUUUCAGAAAUUUCUUUGUUUUCAGUGUUUACCUGCUUUGGAAACAGAAAAAAGAACAAAAGUAAAAGAAAAGAACAAAAAUGUUGUCUAAUGUUGCUUUCCAGUUGAGUUUCCUUCUUUAAUUUUUAGUUGUAUGUAGUGUUUUUAGUUAUUUCUUCCAUUUUCUUUUUAAAGUUGAAAGGAAAAUAACAAAAAAGAGGAAAGAAAACAAGGAAAUUUUUGUUUUAAUGAUAUUUUCUAGUUGUAGGCUAGUUUUAAUUUCUGACUUUCAUUAGCUGAGCAAGAAAGACAGAGAGAGAGAAAAAAAAAAAGAAAGAAAAAGAGAGAAAGGGGCGAAAUGUUACCAAUGAUAUUUUGUAACUAUUUUAACCAUUACUUUUAUCGCGCCGCUUCCGUACUGUCGCUUGAUAACCUUCCCCGCGCGCUGAACUGACCUACAGACCACGCCCCCUCCUCCCUCAUUGGCUGCUGUAUUACUGAUUGGUUUCCUAAUACAACUUUUAUUUAUUUUAUUUUAUUUUGUUUAUUUAUUUAUUUAUUUAUUUUUUGUUUUGUUCGAGCAUCACCGGGAAGACAAUGCCGACAUCAAAGUAAGCAUUAAGAAAGAUCGUAAAAAAAAAGGAGACAGAUUUUCAUGAAGGGAUCCAUAACCUGACUGGCGACAAGCGCAAGAUGACUGUAAGAUGAAAGAAAAAAAGAAGAGAAAAGGUGACAUGAAAAUAUUAACCCUUCUGGAAAAUCGUAAACCAAAGGAAGAAGGGAAAAAAAAAAGUCAUGAAAACAUCAAAUCUUCAGAAAAGAGUAAAGCAAAAGAAAAACAAAACAAAACAAAACAAAACAAAAACAAGCUUACUACAUAAACACGUGCACAAUUUGAACGUCGACAUGUGCAAACUAGAAAAAAAAAACAAUAGAAAAAAAUAACAUCAACGCAUUAACAAUUCACAAAACUCGUAUGAAAAAAAAAGUAAAGAAAGAAAGAAAAAAAAAAUGACAAAUGCAUCCAAAUCACAACCAAAACGCGCCACGGGACCUGAUUGGCGCGCUGCAUUAUGAACGGGCCAAUCAGGAUGAUGCGAGGGGGAGUGGCUUAAAGAUCAGCUCAGCGCGCGGGGACUUCCGUUAGCGUGUCGUGGUGUCCCUGCCGCGCCCAGCAAGGCCGCGGGGGACUCAGCAGCUGCCGCCAAAGAUAGCCUAAGCCGUGGCCAGGCGAGGGUUCGGACACUGAGGGAGUGCAGGUGCUGAGAUGAGAAGUGGCACAAAGAAAACGUUUUGGUUCUUAUGGGGCACCAAGUUAUAUUUUCCCUGGUUAAUAUUUUAUUUUAUUUUAUUUACUUAUUUUUCUUUUUGUGUGUAAAAGGGUUGAUGUAAAUAUUGUGGAGUGUAUUAAGAAAUGCUUUGCUCUCUCACCAUUACUAUUUUCUAAGGUCACAGAUAACUAGCCGGAUUCUCAAGACCUCCUACCAAUAGUGUAGAAAUUUUGUUAAUGUGUCACUAGGACCGUAAAAAAACACUAUUAAAAACAGUAAAAUUUCACCAUGACUAUUUUCCAAGGCCACAGAGAUGACUAGCCGGGUUUUCAAGAGUGUCUCCCCUGUUGAUAAUGUAAAAAUCUUGUUAAUCUGUCACUACAACCAUAAAACACCCUUAAAAACACGUGUCACUUCAAACAGUCCCUUUUGAAAGCUGUGGACGGCCGGCGCAGAAGUGUUUCAGAAUAUGGGUGUGUGCGUGGUGCUCUCCCUCAGUGUCCGACCCUUUGUCCCUGAUGUGAAGGAUGCAGCCACGUGUGUGUGUGUGUGUGUGUGUGUGUGUGUGUGUGUGUGUGUGUGUGUGUGUGUGUGUGUGUGUGUGUGUUAUUAUUGUUGUGUUUCAGUUUGUUUUGAUAUUGUUACUUUUUUCUUACACAUUUUAGUUCGUUUUAAGUUAUACGUUUGUUUUAGUUUUAGUUUUAGUGACUUUACUAUUAUUAUUAUUAUUAUUAUUAUUAUUAUUAUUAUUAUUAUUAUUAUUAUUAUUAUUAUUGGUAUUGUUAUUUGUAAGGAUUUUUUUCGAGUCUAGUUUUUGUUUUUAUUUUCAACAUAUAACAAAGAAAAGUAAAAAAAAAAAAAAAAAGACGUUUUGAUUACACUUUGAAAAAAAAAAAAAAAAUGCACAGCUGCUGAUGAUGAUGCUGAUAACACUAAUUGUAAUCCCUUUAAGCAGAAUACUCUAGGUUAGCUACUUUUGUAUGUGGUAAGACUAUCUGCUAAGGACUUAAGCUAAUGAUACUUUAAGGCCAAGUAGAAGUAAGGACAAGCAAAGGAGCUGGGCAAAGGAUCUGAUGUGAUUCAACUCUCCCCACCGAUCUCUAAAGGAACGAACUAAAGGAACCAGUUUGUUGACCUUUUGAGGCGAAGCGGGAGCAACUAAAUCAAUGUUUGUGUGUUUAUUUGUAUUUUUCUUCUUUUUUGUGUUAUUUUUUUUAAUGAUUCUUUUUUUUUUGUGUAUUUGAUUUGUGUUUAUUUUUUUUAUUCUAUUUUAUUUUUUUAUUUAUUUUUUGUUAAUUUUGAAUGAUUAUGUUUAGUGUGUGUGUGUGUGUGUGUGUGUGUGUGUGUGUGUGUGUGUGUGUGUGUGUGUGUGUGUGUGUGUGUGUGUGUGUGUGUGUGUGUGUGUGUGUUCAAGUGACGUGAAAAUAAUAUAGAUUUGAUUGAAAGUUGGAAAAAAAAAAUAUGUAGCAUUAUAUAAUAACAAUAAUAACAAUAAUAACAAUUAAAACAAUACUGAUUUUGUUCUGGUAUUUAAUAAUUUUCAGUGUGUGUAAUUAAUCGUGGUUUGUAAGAUCUGAUUAAUUAAGCAACGAAAUAAUGAUCUGGCUAAUUAUCCAACUGUAUAAUUACCUUGUUACUCUACUGAUAUGUGUUUUGUACCGUGCUGUAUUUUGUAUAGUAAUCUUCAGUAAUCUUCAAUACUCUAAUUCUGCCAAAAAAAGAAAAAAAAAGUAUUCUCUCUAAAACUUUAUAAUUCUUGUCCAUUUAGUUUUAGUUAUAAUAAUAAUAGUAAAUUUUUAAGUAAUCCACAAGUUAUACAUUCAAAAUAAGUCAAAACUCUUUAAUCUAUUGAAAAAUAACAAUCACGUGCAAUUCAAACAUUUCCUAAAACUGAACAAAUUAUAUUUUCUUUCUCAAUUAAAGGAAAAAAAAAAAAGAUUCUUAUCAAAUUCACGAAUAACAAUUUCCUUUUGUACUAAGUUUUUAAUUUUAUACAAAGAACUCCAUACGGUGACAUUCCCCUGCGUGUACGUGUGUGUGUGCGUGUGUGUGUAACAGUUGAGACAAAUAAAGUUUUUUGUUCAUUUUAA